AUGCUCUCUUCUCGACGUGCCCGCAGGCUUUGUGUGGAGCGCACAAUGGUCUGCACGUUGGCACUCUGUGUGGUAGGCACACUUGUCUUUGUUGGCAGAGCAUAUUCUACAGCAGCUCGAUUACUGCCCACUGGCCCAGAGCCUCGUCCGAUCUCAAUCUCGGGCAACCGUUAUGGCGAUGUAGCAUCAUCAUCGGCAACAUGUAGCAACGGUGGCUUAGCCAUGCUUGAAUUGCAUGGCAAUGCCGUGGAUGCAGCUAUAGCGACAGAGUUCUGCCUUGGGGUCGUCGGCAUGCAGUGGACUGGACUGGGAGGUGGAGGUUUCGCCCUCGUCAGGGCUAUCAAUGGCUCUUACAGUUUUGUCGAUUUUCGGGAAACAGCCCCGAUCGCUGCUUUUCGAGACAUGUAUAACACUGACGUCAAUGCAUCGAUAUUUGGGGGUUUAGCAAGGCGCAAACUGCACCGUGUGCUGAUACUUGGAAGCGGUGUGCCCGGCGAGCUUCAAGGGCUAGAAUACCUUCACCAACAGUACGGCUCUCUACCUUGGGACGUCUUGCUUGAACCUUCCAUCAAUCUGGCUCGAGACGGUUUCGUGGUGAGCUCCGCCUUGAAUUGGGCCAUGAACCUCUGGGGACCAGAUAGCUUUCCUUCACAAGACGCAACAUGGGCCAUUGACUUUGCGCCGAAUGGUACAAGAGUUGGAAGCGGUGACACAAUGUUCAGAAAACGAUAUGCCAACCUCCUCGAGAGCAUCGCACAUGAGGGGCCUGACGCAUCCUAUACGGGUACUCUCGCCGAAGCCACGAUUCGUGCAUUGCAACAAGCCAAUGGAACAAUGACUUUGGAUGAUCUACAACAGUACAAAGUGGCUCUUCGAAGACCUGUCGAACUCAAAUUUGGCGACUACAAGAUUGUGAGUUGUGGUGCGCCUGGUGGUGGCUCUGUUGUACUGAGCACUAUGAACAUCAUCAAAGGCUAUGCUGGAAGUGUCUCGCCCACUGACAUCAAAAUGAGCACUUAUCAUCUCGAUCAAGCGAUACGCUUCGCUUACGGCCAGCGCGUCAAACUUGGCGACCCUUCUUUCGUUCCGGGUGUUGAUGAGUGGGAGAGGGAUAUACUUUCUUACGGCACUGGGGAAUACAUCAGGAGUAAGAUCUCCGAUCAACACACUCUGCCAAUCUCCGCGUACAAUCCCGACGGCCUGAAAUCUGCCGACUCACAUGGCACAUCACACCUGGUCACGGCUGACAGUCUUGGCAUGGUUGUUUCCCUGACCAGUACAGUCAAUCUUGGGUUUGGAUCGCAUCUCAUGGUACCUGAAACCGGUCUUAUUCUCAACAAUGAGAUGAACGACUUCUCCAUUCCAGACGCCCCCAACGCCGACGGCUAUCAGCCGGCUGCCGCCAACUACAUUGCUCCAGGCAAGCGACCCUUGUCUUCAAUGUCCCCGUCGAUCGCCUACUUCGCAGGAAAUCAGACCUUCUAUUAUGCCACGGGCGCCGCAAGGGGAUCACACAUAAUCACAUCGACCAUUCAGAGCCUUUGGCGUGUCUUAAGCUUGCAGCAAAGCGCCCGAGAGGCUAUCGACGCACCGAGAUUCCAUGACCAGUUGAUACCGGAUCGGAUCAUGUUUGAACCUGAAUAUGAUCACGGUACAGUCGCCUACCUCCGUGACAAAGGCCUGAACACAACCUGGUCAAAUGGACCAUUGUCUUUCACGCAUGCGCUCAAACGGCACACCAACGGCACCUUUGAGGCUGUCCCAGAUCCACGGGUUCGCAUGGAUCCCGGCUCAGAUCUGUGA
This is a messenger RNA of Fulvia fulva, 1803 nucleotides long. Its product is annotated as Glutathione hydrolase proenzyme. The record is from RefSeq and is a predicted model, not a curated record. NCBI's taxonomy places the organism in Eukaryota, Fungi, Ascomycota, Dothideomycetes, Mycosphaerellales, Mycosphaerellaceae. Gene Ontology annotation, molecular function: glutathione gamma-glutamate hydrolase. The transcript is spliced from 6 exons. Gene Ontology annotation, cellular component: plasma membrane. Gene Ontology annotation, biological process: glutathione catabolic process. The coding region runs from base 1 to 1803 and encodes 600 amino acids.